UUAUUCGCUUAAUAAUAUUAUUAAAUCCGUCCAUAUUCAACGCAAAUUCUCGAAGCAUACAUAACAUAUUCAAAUAUUUGAUAUACUCGUCCUGCUUUAUAUCCUCAAAUCAAAAGUGUAAUUUGCAUUCAACCUUUGCAAUUAAGUUAAGCACGAAAUGGAUACAUCCCCUUUAAACAACAGAUUGAUAUUAAGCAACGUCCUCAAAUUUGUGCCACCAACGACUCUUCAAACUGCACGGUUCGUUUGCAAAUUAUGGGACUACGAAGCAGCAAAGUGUUUUGCAAUAACUAUUUUUAUAACACCGUCCACUUUCAAACAAUCUAAGGCCAGGAAUCUCAUCCAAUUCGUCGAGAAAUACCAAGUUGAGUAUAAUUUACAACUUUCAUUUCUCCCAAAAAGUUUGUGGACUUAUAUUAACAGAUCACAAUUCUUCGAAGGGUUGUACGACCACCUCUACAAUCAAGUCAUAAAUGUUUCCACUGGUUCGGCAUCUUCAAUCAUGGAUUUAUUAUCCGGGACGUUGCAGCUCGUUCGAGAUCUGCGUCUUGAAACGAUGGUCCGCAAUGAGCAAGAAGGGAAAUUAUUGUCCAGACUUUUUCAUGGGAUGCCCGGUUUAAAGACUUUAUCGCUGGAUCUUCUCGACUGGACGGAGGAAGGGUUGAAACAUUUAUGUAGAAAAGUACCCUUCUCUCUAGACAUUCUUGGACUUCACUUUCAUAAUAAGGACCUAGACGAAGAUGACCUGUAUGCCAUCAGAUCCGUCGAACUUGAGCAAAAUUACCACCCUCUUUUGGACAAUUGGAUUUCAACUCUGUUACCACUAUUCAACACGAUAAAAUUCCUAGAUGCAAGAGGUUGGGAGAGAAGUAUUGAACCCCUGGUUUGCCCCGAUUAUGACUAUCGUUGCUUGAAAUUUGUCACGAAACUAAUUGCCAAUAAUCCCUCAGCUUUCCCAAAUCUUGAAGGGUUACGCAUUUUCACUGAUUCCAUGUACGAAAAUUUGCACCCAAUUAAGACAUUUUGUAAUUUGAAACACUUAUAUCUUCGCACAAAGCAGUAUUUGGAAGACUACGAGACAAAUUUCCAGGUGUUGGAUGAAAUUUUACGUUUACUUGUUAGAAAUGCUCAUUGUUUAGAGACGUUAGAUUAUACCUGCUGCAUUAUCGGGUUGUUUCUGGCUAUGAUAUUACUCUUCCAUACUUGCCAAAAUUAA
This is a messenger RNA of Folsomia candida, 1216 nucleotides long. RefSeq lists its product as uncharacterized. NCBI's taxonomy places the organism in Eukaryota, Metazoa, Arthropoda, Collembola, Entomobryomorpha, Isotomidae. The coding region runs from base 158 to 1216 and encodes 352 amino acids. The transcript has 3 exons. The record is from RefSeq and is a predicted model, not a curated record.